CGAAACCUGGUUUCCAGAGUUUCAUUAGAUAUAAAUCCACCAUGUUGCUCACGGGCUGCCAGCAGGUCAUCUCCAUGGCUUUGGGGAUUGCGAAAUCGGUCUCCAUUCGUUACAUCGAUUCCAUUGAUUGAAUUUCAGCAUCAUUGUCAAGUGUCAGUCUUGAAAGGCGCUCGAUUGUACAUACCUACAACCGCGGAGUAUUCCUACAAUGGUUCACAGGGAAACUUCAGACAUGGGCGAUGCACCACAGCAGCAGCAGCAGCAGCAGCAGCAGCAGCAGCCCAGCUCCCUCACCACAACCACCAUGGCGAACCCCUCUCUCAACAGAGACACCCACCUCGCCGAGAAGCUGGCCGCGCUACAAGCGCACGGCGUCAGCGCGCAAUCGCUCCCUACCUCCGAUGACUCCGUCCUCUACCUCGCCUACGGCUCGAACCUGAACUCAGAAACCUUCCUCGGCAUGCGAGGCAUCCGCCCUUUGUCCAGCACGAACGUCGUCGUCCCCAGUCUGUGGCUUACCUUCGAUCUACCGGGAAUACCUUACGCGGAGCCGUGUUUCGCGGCAACGAGAUACCGUCGGGGUGCGGCCGAGGGCAUCGAGGAUGAGGACAGGGGAUAUCAAGAUGGGGAGGGCAUCGCAAAUGUCCGCAGCGACACGGACAACGCUCCACCGAAGGAAACAGACUCCUCCCUCCCCCUCCUCACGAACCACAACCGCAACCACAAUCCCACAGGCGGAGAACCAGACUACAGCCCGCGCAUGCCGCUCGUCGGCGUCGUCUACGAGGUCACCCUAUCCGACUACGCGCGCAUCAUCGCCACCGAAGGCGGCGGCCGCGGCUACAUCGACACCGUGAUCGACUGCUACGCGUUCCCCAAGACCUACAAUCCCCAUACGGACCCGCACACACAUUACUGUCCCCUGGCGCGGCGGCUGCUGCUGCUGCUGUUGCUGCUGCUGCUGCCGCAACCGCAACCGCAACCGCAACCCCCCAUUCCACCCAAAACCCCCAAAUCCACCCGCCCCAACCCCUUCUACGCCCAACCCUCAGCCCGCUACCUCGGCCUCAUCCGCGCCGGCGCCGCCGAGCACAACCUCCCCCGCGCCUACCGCUCCUAUCUGGCCGGCAUCCGGCCGUACCGGAUCACGACGCGGCGACAGCGGGUCGGGCAGGUCGCGUUCCUGGCGGCGUGGGGGCCCCUGGUCAUGGUGCUGAUCGGGCUGGGCCGCGCGCUGGCCGGCCCGGAUGGUCGGCAUCCGGGUUGGUUGGUGCGGGCGCAGGAUGCGGUGUUUGGGGCGAUGUGGCGGUCGUAUGAUUCGUUUUUCGUGAGGGUGUUUGGGGAUGGGGAGCGGACGGUUGGGUCUGCGGUCAUGGAGGGGGAGGAUGGAGAUGGAGAUGGGGUGGUGGGGGUGAUGGACGUACCAGAGGGGGAGGGGGUUUGUUGA
Aspergillus aculeatus ATCC 16872 is the source of this 1447-nucleotide messenger RNA. RefSeq lists its product as uncharacterized. The transcript has 2 exons. The record is from RefSeq and is a predicted model, not a curated record. NCBI's taxonomy places the organism in Eukaryota, Fungi, Ascomycota, Eurotiomycetes, Eurotiales, Aspergillaceae. Gene Ontology annotation, molecular function: gamma-glutamylcyclotransferase activity. Bases 209 to 1447 code for a protein of 412 amino acids.